Messenger RNA from Cavia porcellus (domestic guinea pig), 645 nucleotides. It is a transcript of the gene Anapc11, whose product is annotated as anaphase promoting complex subunit 11. Gene Ontology annotation, cellular component: nucleus; anaphase-promoting complex. Bases 243 to 497 code for a protein of 84 amino acids. Gene Ontology annotation, molecular function: cullin family protein binding; ubiquitin protein ligase activity; zinc ion binding. The transcript is spliced from 3 exons. Gene Ontology annotation, biological process: anaphase-promoting complex-dependent catabolic process; protein ubiquitination; positive regulation of mitotic metaphase/anaphase transition. The record is from RefSeq and is a predicted model, not a curated record. Lineage: Eukaryota; Metazoa; Chordata; Mammalia; Rodentia; Caviidae.
GGUGGGCGGGGUUGCCCGCCAGUUGGAUUAGUGUCAGCCUGGGGGGUCUGGAGCCGGGCGGUUGCUUCCGUUUAGCCUUUUGCUCGCGGGUCACUGGUUGGCGGCGUUGCUGACGAGCUGCGGAUCGGAGUUUCCCGGUUCGUGUGUCCUCUGAGGCGAAGACAAAGGCAAAGGCUGCUAGCAAGCUGGAGUCUGCUUUCCAUCUGUAACCUCCCAAGUUAGUGACUGUUUGCUCUGCUGCCAUGAAAGUGAAGAUUAAAUGCUGGAAUGGUGUGGCCACUUGGCUCUGGGUAGCCAACGAUGAGAACUGUGGCAUCUGCAGGAUGGCGUUCAAUGGCUGCUGUCCAGACUGUAAGGUGCCUGGAGACGACUGCCCCCUGGUGUGGGGCCAGUGCUCCCACUGCUUCCACAUGCACUGCAUCCUCAAGUGGCUCAACGCACAGCAAGUGCAGCAGCACUGCCCCAUGUGCCGCCAGGAGUGGAAGUUCAAGGAGUGAGGCCCUCCUCUCACCCGGACGCCCGGCAUCUCCACUGGCAGUGGUGUCCCUGGCUGUGACGGGGUUGGACUGAGGACUGGAGCCUCCUGUGUUCUUUUCCCACAGAGCCAGACACUUUCAUCCAAUAAGUAAAGCUUGUUAAAGCAGC